Molecule: messenger RNA, 2352 nt
Organism: Didymodactylos carnosus
Lineage: Eukaryota; Metazoa; Rotifera; Eurotatoria; Philodinida; Philodinidae
Source: the annotation of a GenBank genome assembly
AUGUUUGCCGGCCCACGACUUAAUGAUCAGGACCAUGCACCAGCUGGAAUGGAUUCCGAAUUGUAUAUUGAUGGUGCAUUACAUGUCGAUGGUGUAUCAGUCGAUCGUCAACAAAAACGACAAAUACAAAAACAUCAAAAUCCAUGUGAACAAUUACUUCGUGUGCUAAGAAAAUUAUGGGCAACACAACAAACGGAGAAUAUUGAUCGAGAAAAAAACAAAGAUCGUUAUGUACGAACAACUUUACGCGAAUUAGGUGUUUAUAUAGCAUUUAUCGUUGUAUUAUCGAUAAUUACAUUUGGUAUGAUAACAACAAAUAUGUAUUAUUUAACAACGAUGAUGAAUAAUCUAUUUAUUGGUCCCACACUCGUCGAUAGUACAACAAAUUUAACAGGACCAUCAUUUGAAACAUUAAACAAAAUGGAAGAUUUUUGGCCGUACAUGGAAGAUAUUGGUAUUCCUGGAUUAUUUAGUGAAACAUGGUAUAACAAUAAUCCUGUUCGUGACUAUGGAUAUCUUUUAUAUGAUAAUAAAUUACUUGGUGUUGCUCAAUUACGUCAAAAAAAGGUGCGAAAUAAUUCAUGUUCAGUAGCUGCUGAUUUUAAACAAGAAAUCAAAUUUUGUUACAGUACAUAUGCACCAGGAUUAGAAGAUAAAUAUUCAUUUGGACCAUGUGAAAAUAUUCCCACCGGAAACUGUUCAAAUUCAUCAUUUGAAUAUUCGUCAAAAAAUCAAUUGUUUAGUCUUAAUACCGAAGGUUUAGUGAGCGUUUAUGAUGAUGGUGGUUUUAUUCAAACAUUAGAUGAUACACAAGAAAAAUCACUAGAAAUUCUUUCAUAUUUAAAAGCAAAUCUUUGGUUAACAAGAGGAACAAGAGCCGUUUUCCUUGAUUUCACAAUUUAUAAUGCAAAUAUUAAUUUAUUUUGUCAAAUUCGGUUAAUAUUUGAAUUUCCAGCUGUUGGUGGAAUGUUAACAUCAUCAGUAUUUCGAGCUGUUAAACUUAUUCGUUAUGUCACAGUAUUCGAUUAUUUUAUAAUGGCUUGUGAAAUUUUAUUUGUUCUCUUCGUUCUAUAUUAUACCAUUGAAGAAAUCAUUGAAAUUUCAAAUUUAAAAAUGGCUUAUUUUAAAUCGAUAUGGAGUUGUUUGGAUAUUAUUAUUAUUCUAAUGUCCUAUGUAUGCAUUAUAUUCAAUAUUUAUCGUCAAUUUCAAGUAAAUAAUUUAUUAGAUAAUUUAUUAUUAAAACAAGAUCAAUUCAAUGAUUUCAAUUUUCUAUGUUAUUGGCAAUGGCAAUAUAAUAAUAUUGUUGGUGUUUGUGUAUUUUUGGCAUGGAUUAAGAUUUUUAAAUAUAUUAGUUUUAAUAAGACAAUGACACAAUUAAGUGAAACAUUAAGCAAAUGUGCAAGAGAUAUAUCUGGUUUUGCUGUGAUGUUUUUCAUUAUAUUUUUUGCUUAUGCUCAAUUGGGCUAUUUAACAUUUGGUACACAAGUAAAUGGUUUUCGAGCAUUUCAAUAUUCAGUUUAUACAUUGUUUUUAACUAUCAUGGGCAUAUUUGAUUUUCAUUCGUUACAACAAGCACAUCGUGUAUUGGGGCCAUUAUUUUUUCUAUCCUACGUAUUUUUUGUCUUUUUUGUCUUAUUAAAUAUGUUUUUGGCUAUUAUUAAUGAUACAUAUGCCGAAGUGAAAGAAGAAUUACGUAAUGCUAAAAAUGAAUUUGAAAUAAGUGAUUAUGUUAAACAAGGUUAUGCAAAAAUGCGUGAUCGUUUGAAAUUAAAACAUGAUCGUAUCUCAGAUAUAAGAAAAGCAUUAUCAAUGGCUGAUUUAAAUCGUGAUAAACGUCUGGAAUUUGAUGAAUGGCGAACAGAAUUAAAGUCACGUGGAUAUGCUGAAGAAGAAAUUGAAAAUAUGUUUGCAAAAUAUGAUUCUAAUGGUGAUCGAGUAUUGGAUGAACAUGAACAACGAGCAUUAGCAAAUGAUUUACUUCGUCAAAAUGAUGAAAUAUUACGAGAAAUGGAAGAAUUAAAUCAAACAACCAAGAAAAAUGUUCCUGUUAAUAACGUAAAUGAAGAGGAAAAUGAAAGAAUUCCAAGUGCACCACGUUUACAAGCUCAUGACGUAUCGUUCGAUGAAUACAAUGCUUUAGCACAACGCCUUGAUACAAUGGAAAAAGCUGUUGGAACGGUUCUCACAAGAGUUGAUGCUGUUGCAACAAAAAUGCAUGUGCUGGAAAAGGAUCAUGUUAAUGAACAAAAUCAAUUGAAAUCCAAUCUGAAUAGUUUUGAUGAUGAAUCUGAUUCACCACGAGCAGCUAGUGGUAAAGAUUUACAAUUUAAUCCUGGCCAAUCGCAUGCAUGA